UCAGCUGUUUUCUGUCGUUUCUGUCUACCCAGUCUUUCUGUACAUCGAACUUUUGACACGUAACCUUUCGCACGAAUUGUUAAUUAAUCUGUGAUUAGUGUUUAAAUAAUAAUAUAUUUAUAAAUAUUACGGGUUAAGUGACAAAUUUUACAAAGCUUCAAAAUGCACGGUCGUGUGAAGGUUCGAACAACAGCCGAACAGGAGGCAUUAAAAAAGAUAGAAAGAGCAAAGAAGACAGCUCAGUACAAAAUGGCUAUGAAAAUUAUAUUCCAAAAAAGAGCAGACAAAUUGUGGGACGAUGAGUUACUGGAGGUGACUGAACGGGUAGUUUUGCAAAAUCCUGAUAUAAAUACGCUUUGGAAUAUAAGACGAGACGCGUUUAACAAAAACGAUUGGACACAAGAAGAACGCACAGAAAGAAUGAAAAGAGAAUUAACGCUGACGGAGAAUUGCCUCAGGGAAAAUCCAAAAUCCUACGGAGUCUGGCAUCACAGGUGUUGGAUAAUUGAUCAUAUGCCAGAACCGGACUGGAAAAUGGAACUAGCUUUAUGCGCAAAAUGCUUGAAUCUAGAUGAGAGAAAUUUUCACUGUUGGGACUAUAGACAAUAUCUCGUGAAGAAAGCUGGAAUCUCCGAUACUGAAGAAUUUGACUUCUCGACGACAAAAAUAUUGAAUAAUUUCUCUAAUUAUUCAUCGUGGCACUACAGGAGCAAAAUUUUGUCAAAAAUGUUUCCCGAUGAAACCGGAAACUUGCCAAUCAAAGCUGACAAACACAAAGAAGAAUUGGAUUUCGUAAUGAAUGCGACGUUUACCGACCCGAACGAUUCGAGCGCAUGGUUUUAUCAGCGUUGGUUAUUGGAUUGUUCGAGAACGAAAUCAAACUCGGUAUGGCGAGCCCGCGUAACGUCAACGAAAUCGACGAUAGUGUUUUGCAACGACGUUAAAAUUGAGCGAGAAAAAAUAGCGUUACUCAAUAAUGGAAAAGCGGUGGAAUCGAUGCUUUGGGAAUCUCCGAACAAUCGAGAAUAUUCGAAAACUUGGACUGGGACUUUGGUCGAUCAAUCGAUCGAUCUGAUGGCUGCUGAAAGUAUCGCAAUUGAGUUUGAAAAUAACGUUUAUGAUUUCCGGCGUAGCUUAAACAAGGAUUAUUGGUUUUAUAAUACGAAAUAUUUAACGAACGAAAUCCACGACAAAUCGCAGUUGAAGGAACAAAUGGAGAAUUACAAGCAACUGAGCGAAAUGGAACCAAACAACAAAUGGUCCCUUCUUACUGGCAUUUAUCUCAUGAAAAACUACGAUCUCAAAGAAUACAAUGCGAAGAUCCUUCAAGAUCUCAGUGCCUUAACGAAGGUCGAUGCGUUACGAUCGAAUUAUUACAACGACAUGCGUAGCAAAUGCAUAAUGGAAUACAAAUUGCACAAUACAUGGCAGAAUGAGAACGAAGAUGAGCUGACCAAAUCGAUAGAUUUGUCGGAUCUGGGUCUCACAGUACUUUACGACGAGCACCAUUUGUGCUUCUACGAAGAUAUAAAUCUCGAUGGAAAUGACUUGAGUAAUUCUCUCCAUCGACUGGUUGUGCUGCAAGAAUGUACCAAAUUAUCAUUGUCGAGUAAUAAUCUCUGUUCUCUGAAGAGAAUGCCAGUGCUGCCCAACUUGAAGUGGUUGUCAUUGCGUCACAACGAGCUGUCGGAUAUCAAUGAAAUCCUUGAAUUUGUUAGACGUCAUGAGAAACUUGAGAAACUCGAUUUACGCGAUAAUCCAAUUGCUCUAUUAGACGCUGUCACUGCUAAAAUUUCCAGCAUAUCUUCAAUAUUGGAAUUAAUGAUUGAUUGAUGGAAGAUGUAUUUUUACGCUUAAUAUACUAAGAAAUUAUUGUAUGGGA
Molecule: messenger RNA, 1882 nt
Organism: Venturia canescens
Lineage: Eukaryota; Metazoa; Arthropoda; Insecta; Hymenoptera; Ichneumonidae
Gene: RabGGTa
Product: Rab geranylgeranyltransferase subunit alpha
Exons: 7
Coding region: 163-1833 (556 amino acids)
Biological process (GO): protein geranylgeranylation
Cellular component (GO): cytoplasm; Rab-protein geranylgeranyltransferase complex
Molecular function (GO): Rab geranylgeranyltransferase activity; protein binding
Source: RefSeq, a predicted model, not a curated record